Molecule: messenger RNA, 1758 nt
Organism: Puntigrus tetrazona (Sumatra barb)
Lineage: Eukaryota; Metazoa; Chordata; Actinopteri; Cypriniformes; Cyprinidae
Gene: ift52
Product: intraflagellar transport 52 homolog (Chlamydomonas)
Exons: 14
Coding region: 254-1558 (434 amino acids)
Biological process (GO): cilium assembly; intraciliary transport
Cellular component (GO): cilium; intraciliary transport particle B; centriole
Source: RefSeq, a predicted model, not a curated record
GCGCCCCUGGUAACGCUUGUGUUGUCCACUUGUACCCACAAUGCAUUGCGCACGGCCAAAACAAUUUGCUGUCGAACCUCUGUCGUGCUCCGUCAGGAUUGAGGUGAUGAUGUAUUAAAAGUCUUAAUCAGCCCGUGUGGGAGAAGAAAACGGCGACGAAAGAAUAUCGUGGUUUGUUAGAAUAGGGACGCUAAUCUGUCCCUCCAUCUCUCGCCGGAGUUUGUAAACAGUGUAUCUGGACCUUUAUGUCAACAUGGACAAAGAGCAACGAAACAUCGUUGUUGUUAACGCAUCCAAACGAGAGCUCUUCACCGCCGGCUCUGGAUACAAGUCUAUGCAGAAGAAACUAAGAGCACAGUGGAAGAUACAAAGCAUCAAAGAGGAGCUCACUUUGGAAAAACUCCAAGGAGUCAAGUUAUGGAUCACCGCAGGCCCUCGAGAAAAGUUCACUGCUGCUGAGUUGGAGGUCCUCAAGCAGUAUCUGGACGGCGGCGGAGGUCUUCUCGUGAUGCUCGGAGAAGGAGGAGAAAUGAAGUACGACACGAAUAUCAACUUCCUUCUGGAAGAGUUUGGCAUUAUGGUCAACAAUGAUGCAGUUAUAAGGAACGUCUACUACAAAUAUUUCCAUCCCAAAGAAGCGCUCGUGUCCAAUGGAGUUCUGAACAGAGAGAUCAGCCGAGCUGCUGGUAAAGUGGUGACGGGGGUGAUUGAUGAGGAAAACACGGGGAACAAUUCGCAGGCACUUACGUUCAUAUACCCUUACGGGGCCACACUAAACGUGAUGAAGCCUGCGGUGGCCGUCCUGUCCACCGGAUCCGUGUGCUUCCCGCUCAACAGACCCGUCCUGGCCUUCCACCAGUCUAAGAAUGCCGGCAAGUUGGCCGUCCUGGGCUCCUGUCACAUGUUCAGCGACCAGUACCUGGACAAGGAGGAGAAUAGUAAAAUAAUGGAUGUUGUUUUCCAGUGGCUUACCACAGACGGCAUUCCUCUCAACCAGAUAGACGCCGAGGACCCAGAGAUCACAGACUACACCAUGCUGCCCGACACAGGGAGUCUGUCCGACCGUCUGAGAGUGUGUCUGCAGGAGGGAGACGAGAACCCGCGAGACUUCACAUCUCUCUUUGACAUGUCUCUGCUAAAGCUGCACACAAACACUCUCCCCUCUGUCCUGGAUGCUUACAAGCAGCUGAACGUCAAACACGAACCUCUCCAGCUGAUCACACCACAGUUUGAAACACCUCUGCCUCCGCUGCAGCCUGCCGUCUUUCAGCCGGCCUUCAGGGACCUUCCACCACCCAUGCUUGACCUUUAUGACCUCGAUGAGACCUUUUCAUCUGAGAAAGUGAGGCUGGCUCAGCUCUCAAAUAAAUGUACUGAUGACGAUCUGGAGUUCUAUGUACGUAAAUGUGGAGAUAUCUUAGGAGUGACGGGGAAGCUGGACAAGGGCAAAAGAGAAGCCAAGCACAUACUGGAACACGUCUUCUUCCAGGUGGUGGAGUUCAAGAAAAUCAAUCAAGAGCACGAUAUUGACACGACAGAAGCAAGGUUCAUGUAUUGAAGCGGACGUGGAGCGCCGGAGUCGUGCAGCGAGGACUUGUUUUUGAGAUCUGUGUGAACAUGCACAGUAUAGACUCUCAAACCACGUGUUCUUCACUUCCAGUUCACUACGAGCUUUCUCAGGCAUGUGGUUUAAAGAAUUAAUUACAUUUCUUGUAGCAAUGAGUUUUCUUUCCUUUUUCAAAUAAAUAAAUGAGCUGA